AAGCAAGUCAACAAGUUCACAAGGCAAUGUUAGCUCUACUUUUAUCUUCAUUUACUCUCUUAUCUCUUAAUCAGCCAGGAAUCUCUUUGCAACAGCGUCAGCAAACGCAAUCCUUUUUGCUUCCAAACCAGUGCAAUGACAAAUGUGGCAAUUUACACAUACCAUUUCCAUUUCAUUUGAACACUUCUUGUGCCUCAGUUUCCAAUGCUUUCCAUCUUUCUUGCUUGAAUUCCACUACCCUUUACCUCCACAUUGGCAUUGAAAGCUACGGAAUACUCGAGUUCUUCCCUGAUGGUAUACUGGUAGACUUUCCUGGAAGCUCCACCUGUCGUCAGUACAACGACUUGAAUGCUUUUGGUUUUGCAGGAAAUGACUACUUUGGUAUUUCCGGCGACAAUGUUAUAGGUUUAUAUGAUUGUGAAGACUCUUCUUUGUGUAAAGCAGAUUGUGAAACAACCGACUUGCCUGGUUGUGAUGGCAACAGUGGUGGAUCCCUGGCAUGCUGUUAUUCGCUUUCUGAUCAUACCAUUUGGCAUUAUGGAGAUGGGUUUUCGAGUUUUUCCAAGUUUGGAUGCAGAGGAUUUUCGUCGUGGGUGGUUCCCCGUGGAACCAACACAGGGGAGCGCGGGGUUAAGCUGGAGUGGGCAAUUCCUAGAAAUACAUCUGGAGGAGUUUGUGCUAGCAAUGCAGAUGUUGUCAAUGCCACGACAGUUGAAGCAGGAGUCAGGUGCUCUUGUCAGGAUGGGUUUGUCGGUGAUGGAUUUGCAAAUGGAGCUGGAUGCUUGAAGUCCUGCAUCAAGGAGGGGCAAGAAGUGUAUGGUGAGGAAUGUGACAGUCGAAGACAUAGUCAAAGGAAACUUGUAAUUGUAGCCGGUGUUCUUGCUGCAGCUUUCAUCCUUGCCUCCUUAUUCUUAUUCCUCUGCAUACUGAAACGGCCUGUUAAACCAGGUGCAUUUUUAGACCAAGCUCAUUUCCAUAGUACCAUCUCAUUCCGGAAAGCUUGUGGGACUAGAUUGUUCAGUUACCGAGAGCUAGAGGAAGCAACCAGAGUAUUUGAAGAUGGUCAGAAGCUUGUAGACGGCACAAAUGGCACAAUUCAUGCUGGGGUCCUUGGGGAUGGUUCACAUAUAGCUGUGCAGAAGGUACAGUGUGAUAAUGAAAGAGACCUAAUUCAUGUCCUAUCCAUAAUUGAGCUUUUAUCUGCAGUUUUACAUAGGAAUUUAGCCCGACUCCUUGGAUGUUGUAUCGACUCUGGUUACAGCUUAAUGGUGGUCUAUGAAUAUCCUGCUAAUGGCACCUUGGAGGAACAUCUACAACAUAGCAGAGGACAAAAAUUUGGUCUUGACUGGUAUAAGAGGCUGAGCAUCGCUGCUGAAACUGCAAGCGUCCUAGCAUACUUGCAGCAUGAGAUUUCUCCACCUAUCUUUCAUCAUGGCCUCAAAUCGUCAGGCCACAUCUUUCUUGAUGCGGAUUUCUCAGUUAAGGUUGCUGGGUUUGCACUGCUUAGCUCUAGCCUUGGAGAUGGUUCUGAUUUAUGCAACAACUACGAAAACCCCCAUAUUCACAAAAACGAUGUUUAUGACUUUGGUCUCUUAUUGUUAGAGAUAAUUUCAGGCUCCAAAUAUUCAGACAUGCCAUCAGUAGCCUUGCAAAAAAUUAAAAGUGGCAAGAUAGAAGAAAUAGUGGAUCCAUCUCUUUACUACCAUGAGCAGCCUAUUUUUCGUAGAGAGCAAAUAGAAAUAGUUGCAGACAUAGCAACCAGGUGCUUAUUGUUUGGUGGUGAUGGCAAAAUUGGAAUGUUUGAUGUUGCAAGGGAGCUGGUGCACAUUGCAAAAGAAAGCAUUGAUGGAGGAAGUAAGAGGGGACCUGCAUUGGAAGAAACAUUUUCAAAUUCAAGUCUGCUUCAGAUGAUAUCCAUGUCUCCUGACUCCAUACAUGUGCCUUGAAUUGCACCUGUUGAUAAAACCAGCCUGUCAGGAAUGUCGCUUAGUCCACAUCACCUGCAAGUAUGAUAAGUUUACCUGCAUUAACAUCUGAUUCUGUCUGUAAAAAUUUAUGUACAUCUAGUGGACUGUGAACUUGUUUUGAGGAUUUACGUGCUGCUGGUUCUACGUAAUGUAUCACUAGCAUGA
Molecule: messenger RNA, 2132 nt
Organism: Theobroma cacao (cacao)
Lineage: Eukaryota; Viridiplantae; Streptophyta; Magnoliopsida; Malvales; Malvaceae
Product: Protein kinase superfamily protein
Biological process (GO): protein phosphorylation
Molecular function (GO): polysaccharide binding; protein kinase activity; ATP binding
Source: RefSeq, a predicted model, not a curated record